UUUAUUUAUCUUUUAAAAUAAUUUAAAAUGGAUAGUAUUGAAAAAGUUAUUAAUCUUUUACACAAAAGAAGAACUAUUCGUGAAGAACAAUUCACAAUUGAAGAAAAGAAGCAAAUUACUGAAUACAGUAAUUUGAUAAAUACAUUACAAGCUAUAAAAGAUGAACGGAACACUUAUAAAGAAAGUAUUGUUAAAAAUCUUCAAAGUUUAACAAUGCAUAAACAUUCAAUAUAUAAAUUAAUUUAUAAUGCAGAAAAUAUAUCAGGAUUACCAGUUUCUCAUGAUUAUCAUCGCCAAGCAAUAAUGUUUUUAUCUGAAGGAAUUGAUUUUAUAAAUAAAUUACAAGAUAUAUUUAAAAAUUUUGACAAUAUUGAUAAAAAAAAUAAUAUUAAUUCUAUGAAUAUGCUUCAUGAUAUUAUAUUUUGUACAAAAAGCAUAGGAAAUGAACUUUGUAAAGUAAAGUCCUUAAUUUCAGAUAUAAAAACAUUACAAAAAAAUACAGAAAUAUUACAAGAAUAUUAUUUAGUUAAUGACGAUGAAGAUAUUAAAAUCUAAACAUUGUCCUAUUUGGAAUAAGAA
Molecule: messenger RNA, 579 nt
Organism: Apis mellifera (honey bee)
Lineage: Eukaryota; Metazoa; Arthropoda; Insecta; Hymenoptera; Apidae
Exons: 5
Coding region: 28-555 (175 amino acids)
Source: RefSeq, a predicted model, not a curated record